Notolabrus celidotus (New Zealand spotty) is the source of this 6188-nucleotide messenger RNA. It is a transcript of the gene spryd3, whose product is annotated as SPRY domain containing 3. Lineage: Eukaryota; Metazoa; Chordata; Actinopteri; Labriformes; Labridae. The record is from RefSeq and is a predicted model, not a curated record. The coding region runs from base 106 to 1374 and encodes 422 amino acids. Gene Ontology annotation, molecular function: protein binding. The transcript is spliced from 11 exons.
GCCAUUGGCUAAAUCCACUGACGGGAGCGUGACGUCAUAUCAAAGCGCCGGACUCUAGUUUCCAAAGUUUUGUAUGUGGAGCAAUGGACAGCUGAUGUUCACAGGAUGGACGACAUCAACGUACUACACCACAGAUGCCUCCUGAAUCUGAGGCGUCGAAUCAGAGACAUCGGGGAUGGACGCCCGGCGCAGGAACGAUACAUGAGGCUGCAGAAGGAUGGAGAGACACUCAGUUACCAAGGGAACUCUGAGGAGGUGGGUUGCUAUGUGGCUGGCCAUCCUUUAUCAAAGGGAAACUGCUACUUUGAGGUGACAAUAGUGGACACGGGGGUGAGGGGGACCAUCGCUGUGGGCCUGGUGCCUAAAUUCUACAGGCUGGACCACCAGCCUGGCUGGCUGCCAUACUCUGUAGCUUACCACGCCGACAACGGCAAGUUGUAUAAUGGAAACCCUGUGGGGCAGCAGUUUGGUCCAAAGUGUGCUCGAGGCGACCGGAUCGGCUGCGGGAUACACUCAGAGAAUAUCGAAGCUGGUUUAACGACAGUCUUCUUCACCAAAAAUGGCAAAGAGGUGGGGUCAGUGGAGGUCCCUGUGUCUGCAGAGGGGCUCUUCCCUGCAGUAGGGAUGCACUCCAUGGGGGAGGAGGUGAAAGUGGACCUGCAGGCCGAGUGGUUCCUGGAGGAAGAUGAAAGUAUGAUGAUGGUGGACAGCCAUGAAGACGACUGGGGGCGACUACAUGACGUCAGGGUGAGCGGCACGCUCUUGGAGUAUGUUGGCAAAGGAAAGAGCAUCAUGGACGUGGGUUUGGCCCAGGCCCGCCAGCCACUCACCACCCGCUGCCACUACUAUGAGCUGGAGAUUGUUGAUGCCGGGGAGAAGUGCUACAUUGCUCUGGGUCUGGCAAGAAGGGAUUACCCCAAGAACAGACACCCAGGAUGGAGCCGAGGAUCGGUAGCGUACCACGCUGAUGACGGUAAGAUCUUCCACGGCAGCGGUGUCGGAGACGCAUUCGGCCCUCGCUGCUUCAAAGGUGACAUCAUGGGCUGUGGCAUCAUGUUCCCACGGGACUACAUCCUAGACGGAGAAGGUGACAUGGACGACUGGCUGGAGAUCCGACCGGGUCACGCAGGAGUCCAGAAUGUUCUGUACCUAAACGACGAAGACGAGGAAGACGAAGACGAGGAGGAAGAGGAAGAUGGGGAAGAAGCAGAUCAGGGACAGCAGGGCAGGAAGGUCACGGUCUUCUUCACCAGGAACGGGAAGCUGAUGGGUCGCAGAGAGAUGGCGGUUCCUCCAGGCGGCCUCUACCCGACCGUGGGGAUGCUGAGCAGUGGAGAGAAGGUCAAGGUGGACCUGCACCCUCUCAGUGGAUGAGCUCGGACUGCUAACAGCUGGCUGCUCUGCAGAGCUCACUCAUGGUCGUCUUGCAUGCUGCUAACACUCGCCGGGACCCGCUCAGAUCAGCCACACACACACACACGCGCACGUCCUCCUCGAACACUGCCUCUGCUUUAAUUUAUCAGACUUGUGUAUUUCACAGGAACACGACCGGAACCGGAGGAGCGUCCUCUUGGUCGUGACGUAGCAGAGACAGAAAGGAUCCUGCAGUGUGUCGGAUGUGUAGCUUGCAGAUGCUGCUCAAAGAUUAAAAAAAAAACUCCUGGAGGAUAUUUAACGGUUAAUUCUAUGCAAUCUGCACUGCUCUCAUCCUCACAGCUAACCUCCCUCUGCAUGCACUCGGAGCUGUUCAAUCCCUCUCAUGAGGUCUGGCACACUUUUGUUUAUUUCAUUUGUCAUGACCCUAAGCAAAGCUGGGCCAGGCCAGGAGUUGUGCCGAGUCAGAGCUCGCUGGCGGUUUAUGUUUCAGGGAAUACACCCUCUCUCUCUCUCUCUCUCUUUCUCUGUCUCUCUCUCCCUCUCUCUCUCUGUCUGUCUCUCUCUCUGUCUCUCUCUCUCUCUCUCUGUCUCUCUCUCUCUCUGGGUGAGGCUGCCCUCCUGUGAGCGAUCAGGGACCUGCUGUUGCCCCACCUGGCUCGCUGCUCUCUCCUGGAGCUGGAGGUGCACACAUGGAUUUGUUUUAAUAUUUUAGAAAGUCAUCCUCGCUCACCGUGUCAGAGAUUAUAGAAGUGAUUGUUUCAGGUUUCGAGGAACGCAACCUUUCAUGUAAAUCGUCAAUCGCUGAGCAGCGUCGGGAUCAGACGUUUCCACACAGUGAACAGAUUUCUGGGUGUUUUUAUAGUUUCAUGUCGGAGCCAGGCGAUGAAUAAAAAACACUUCAGGUAUAUUUUUUACAAUCGAUAUGAAAAAUAUAUGUUCAAAUUUAUCUUUGUGGUCAAAAGUUCAGGGAAUGUAUUUUGUGUUUGCACUGUGAGAACAUGAAAGUGAGAGAUAAAUUUAAAACAUUUUAUUCUUUGUAUCAUGCAGUCCAUAAAAAACAAGAUCAUGAGCCUUUAAAAACAAGCAUAGAGUUCUUAAAAACCUAAAGAUGAAGCGCUGCAGUAUCAAAGCAGGGUCUCUGAUUUGAGCUGCAUCACUCUGUAAUCACUUUUACUUCUUAUUCUCUCUUUUAAAGUUUUAUUCUUCUUUAUCUGCAACUUUUACACCCAGUGCAUGUUUCCUCAAAGUAUGAAGGAUUAUUUUCCGACUUACUUUUCCUUCUCCCUUCCAAAAAUAAAUAUAUAUAUAUAAAUAUAUUCUGCAGGUAGUUUAUAAGAGACUUUAAAAAAACUCAAAUUAAUUUCCUGUUUUAUAAUCAGAGGAUGAAGUCCUCUCUGUGAUGCCAUAUGAAAUGUUGAAAUAACUGCUGGAUGUUUUUCUCUGUUGAAGAUAAAGACAAUGUUGUUGAAUGCUACGUUUGAUGCAUGUUUAAGAAAUACUCAGCUGAUGUGUGUCUGCAGCUUUAAGGGUCUGUGUCACAAAGACAGAGUAGUGAGGACACAAUGGUUUCAUCAUUUAUACAGGGUGGACACAUUUAGAUCAUCAUUGGUACCUUUGAAGUUCAUUAUAUUAUUACCCGGCUGUGAUAAAUACUUGAUUCUCAUUGGUCAAAACCCCACGACAAUGGUUAUUCAUUCUCAACAGCAAAAGUGAUUCUAGGGAAAAAUGAACCCACAUGUGAUAUCAAAGCAAUCUGCAGAAAGGAGUCCUGCACAUAUCCCCCUCUGCCUGUUGACACUGUGGUGAAAACGUCAGUGUGGUUCAGGCCGGUCUUGAGAGUGGGGACAUAGUGGCGGUUAAAGGCCCUGUGAGGAGUUUUGAACUGGCUGAGACAGAACAGACUGAAAAUGAUACCGAUGCCUCGUUAUGACCUUCAAUAGCAAACAAGUCCAUCAGCAGCAACACAGACACCUUCUCUGUUGUCAUUUUUAAUGCCUGAAACCGCUCUGAGGGGGUAGGUGUCAGACCAGAUGAUGAACAUCUCGCUUCAGAAACAGCCUUUAUUUAAUGUUUCAUGCAAAAUAAUCACAAUGCCUGAUUUUGUUGAAAACACUUCGUUAGCAUGUUUAGGAGAGGUAUCACUUUAUCCACAAGGGGGCGCCAGAAUCAAUACAAAACAAAGGUUCCUCACAGCAGCUUUAAGCCUGGUUUAUACUCCUGCGUCGAAUCAACAACGUGUGUAGGUCCCGUUCCAACGCAGAAGCCUAUGCACAUAGUCGACACGCACCUCCUCCAAAAAGUACCUAUGCGCCUAAUCAACGCGGACCACAAGCCCUGUGAUUGGUCCGCUUGGCGGCAUUGUAUUCCCUGCAUUUACAGCACUUCCUGGAUCCCCUCACGGCCUUACUUCUGCCGUGUAUUUCAUCUCCUCCUCUCUAUUCUUCAUGUAAUCAUGUCUGUAUGAUAAACAGCAACAUGUAUCAGCUGUAGAUUAACAUAACAUGCUCUGAAUCGCUGUGGGAAAGUAAACAGAGAACAUAGCGGGGCUGGAAUCGGACGACCCGACUAUCAGAGAGACCACACUGCCCUCAAGCGUUUCGGUGGAGUAUUGCUGCGCGACACAAAGGAAGUGCUCAUGUCAGUAGGGUCGACGCGGAAGUAUAACUCAUGCUUUAGCGGGCACAGAGGUGAGAGCAGCCUGAGGAGCUACUGGACCCCAACCAUCACUGAUAGAGGGAACAUCCUGUCCUGCAAUACAGACAGGAGAGUUCGAGAAAGCAUCUCUGAGCACAAAGCGUUGUGAUGUGUAAGAGGCUAGUGUAGAUUCUAAUUAGCAUAACCACCUGUUUGCUCCACAAUAUCCUUUACAUAGAGCAGAGAAUCAUCCUGAUGGAUGUUUUUUUAAAACAAAGCUCCUGUGAGGAACUUUUGGUACGUGUUGAUUUUGGCGCCCCCUGAGGACAAAGCUGUACCUCUUAUCUUUUCUGUUUUUGUCCAAGCGGCAACCUCCGGCCGCAAGAAUUGAAGCCAAUGUGGAUUUGGUAAACACUGCAGUUCAGCGAGUGUCCACUUGAGGCUGACUCUGGAAGUAACAGAAACCACAUACACACCCAAUUCAAAGAAGCCGAUCUUUACAGCAGAAAUAAAGAUGUUUACAGCCUGGUUCAAAAGACGAGUGUAGUCUGGAUAGCUAAUUUCUCAAUCGGCACACACUGUACGGGGGUGAAUUUUAUUAUGACAAAGCAGUUUUGAAGAUAUUAAGAAUACGAGUCUUCUAUUAUAAGAGACACAGGAGGCUCAAAGCCUGCCUCUUUACGCCACACUAGCUCGACAGCAGUUAGGUUGAGUUCAAUAUUUCCAAUAUGGCUCCUGAGACAAUCGGCCUCAAAACAGGGCUUCAGAAACAGAUGGGAGACGUCACAGUUACUACGGUUUAGACUUUACGCCAGGUAAAACAGGCUGUUGUGAUGGUGUUGUUUUCUUUGGUGGAUAAAACGAGACAUCAGUUUUAGCUUCAGUUUCAUUACAAGCUGAAAACUCCUCACAGGAGCUUUAAUCAUCAGAAACUUGUAAAAUGAGACCUUAAACAAUUUCCACUCCACUGUGAUCAAUAUUGAAGUCCCUUUAUAUGAAGGAUUUUAUGAUUCCAGCUUUGUAAAUAUGAGAAUUGACUUCUGGUCCUUCUGUUUGUUUUCAUCAUCUUCGUUUUGUACCUGUGGGCCAAAGAUCAGCCGGGAUAGAAAACCAUUGAGGACCAGGCAGCAGCUUGCAAAGUCCAGAUCUGCUCUAUGUAGAUUGUCUCCUUUCUGGCUUGGAUUGGAGGAGGGCUCACCUCUAAGUACAGGACUGGUUCUUGAAUCAAACUCCAGGCUGUCCUUCCUCAGAGCUCCUCAAGCCACCUGACGAGUGUCACUGUGUUGGCGAGUUGUGUCUUUGCGUGACCCGAACAGACCCAGACUUCACUGAACUGGUUUUGUGAUACAGACCUUUAGAGCUUAAACAAUCUGCAGGUGAAUGAGAGAAACUGUUUGUUGUAUCGUGUCAGUGGGAGCUGGUUUCCACUCAAAUAUCAAGUCUGUCUGUUAAAGGGAAUGUUAUCAAUGUUCUUAUACUGUAUCAGCUUACACAGCUAACUAACCUCAUCAUGAGUCCCUCUGCAUCUUCUCACUUCUGUUUGUCCGUAACAAGAUCAGCAGCCCUGUCACAAAACUAAGGACUGCACAUUCCUGUGAACCUCCAUGUGAGGUGACUUCAGCAGGUCUCUGUAGCAUGUACACAAAACCACCAUCAUCCACACACAGCAAGACUAACAACAUGAAAUACUACACAGGGUUAACCGUUCAAUCACAUAUCUGCUGGAGUCUGUUUAAAGCUGUGGCGCUGUGUUCGUCGUGGAUCCGUUGAUACCGUGUUAGCAGGUCUACAGGACGUGUGAUGGACAGAUCAGUUGUGUUUUCUGUUCCUGCAGGGCUGGACCGAGACUUAAAAACAGGUUGUAACAGCCUGGACUGUAAACUAGUCAGAGCAAAGAUAUUAAUGUGACACUGAUGUGGACUUUUUUUUAGACCACAUCGAAGUUCAGGGUAUUAAAGUCACUUACUUUUUAAGUUUACUCAGAAAUUUAAGUUUACAUUCGAGUUUCACAGUUCAACCAAACGUGAGCUAAAUCUGCUUUGAGUUUCUUUUUCUUGUAGUAAGUCUGACUUAACUCACCAAGGACUCCUGUAACAUUUGCUCACCUUGUUGACUUGCACUAUAUUGGCCUUGUUCAGUACAUGUAUGACCAUCAAUAAAGAUUACAGUAAUUUAAC